Mobula hypostoma (lesser devil ray) is the source of this 4430-nucleotide messenger RNA. RefSeq names its product negative elongation factor complex member A (gene nelfa). The record is from RefSeq and is a predicted model, not a curated record. Gene Ontology annotation, biological process: negative regulation of transcription elongation by RNA polymerase II. NCBI's taxonomy places the organism in Eukaryota, Metazoa, Chordata, Chondrichthyes, Myliobatiformes, Myliobatidae. Gene Ontology annotation, cellular component: NELF complex. Bases 215 to 1843 code for a protein of 542 amino acids. The transcript is spliced from 11 exons.
UUAACCCUGAUCCCGACGCCGGCAGCACUUUGUGUGGUGUUGCGGCGGUAAGAAUGCCAGGCGGGUCCACCGUGCCCGCCGUGCCGUGCCGGGCGCUCCGGCCGCGAGCCGCCGCGCGCCGGUGGGCGGGGCCGCCGGGGGAGGGGGCGGGGCCUGCAGCAAAGGCUUUCGUCGCCCCGUGUAAUGCCCGUCCAUUCAAAUCUCCUUCUUCAAGAUGGCGUCCAUGAGGGAGAGCGACACAGGUUUGUGGCUUCACAACAAGCUGGGGUCGGCGGACGAGCUCUGGGCGCCUCCCAGCAUCGCCUCGUUGCUCACUAAGGACGUCGUGGACAACAUCCGAGUGUGCUUUCACGGCCUCUCGUCGGCGGUGAAGCUGAAACUGCUGCUGGGGAUCCUGCACCUUCCCAAGCGGACGGUGGACGAGAUGAAAAAUUCUUUGACUGAAAUUGUGCAUCUUGCUGCAAUGGAUUCUGACUCCUGGGUUCAGAUGGUAGCAGAUAUUCUAAAAACGUUUCCUGACACUGGCUCACUCAACCUUGAACUAGAGGAACACAAUCAGAAUUUACAAGAAAUUCUUGGUGAACUCCGAGAAAAAGUUAAUGAAUGUGAAGCCUCUGCUAUGUUGCCUUUGGAGUGCCAGUACUUGAACAAAAAUGCCCUGACAACCCUCGUGGGACCCCUCACGCCACCAGUGAAGCAUUUUCAACUUAAGCGAAAACCCAAAAGUGCCACGCUCAGAGCAGAACUGUUACAAAAGUCAACAGAAACUGCACAGCAGCUCAAAAAGACCUCUGGAGUGCCUUUUCUAGCCAAAGGGAGAGGUUUGGUUAAGAAACUCGAUACCACUACGCCCCUCAAAGGUAUCCCAAAGCAAGCUCCAUUCCGGAGCCCCACUACUCCCAGUGUCUUCAGUCCAUCAACAAACAGAACACCAAUGGCUGUUCGGACACCGGUGCGAAAAGAGAGAGGAGUGAAGUUGCUGGACAUAUCAGAGCUUGAUAUGGUAGGUGCUGGUCGGGAAGCUAAAAGGAGAAGGAAGACACUAGAUACAGAAGUUGCAGAAAAACCUGCCAAAGAAGAAAUGGUUGUUGACAGCGUCACACCAGAUUAUGCUGUUGGUCUGGUCUCCACACAGAAACUUGGUGCUUUGAGUAACGAUAAUGCACUACCAUCUACUAGUUACUUACCUGCUACACCGAGUAUGGUGCCAUCAUCGUCAUACAUUUCCAGCUCUGAAACUCCACAAGCUAACACAGUCGGAUCAGUCCGGGAGGCUCUCCAGACAAAUAGACUAUCGGAAGAGUCCACAGCUCCUACCUCUAGUCUACCUGGCCAGUUUAAACAAAGAACCCCAAUUUAUAACAGCAGCUCAACAACAUCUACCUCAGCUACCACUGCCCCAACUACCGUGCCUGUCACAGUGACAGCUCCAACAACACCUGUACAGCAGCAGACACAGCCUCAACAGCAGACACAACAGCAGCAGCAGGCACAGCAGCCGCAGCAGACACAACCGUUGCAGCCGCAGCAGCAGCCGCGCAAGAGUCUUUCACUCACAAGAGACCAAAUGUAUGCAGCCCAGGAAAUGUUCAAGACUGCAAACAAAGUCACGCGCCCAGAAAAGGCUCUUAUACUUGGGUUUAUGGCAGGUUCAAGAGAAAACCCAUGUCCAGAGCAGGGUGAUAUCAUUCAGAUCAAACUGAGUGAACAUACAGAAGUUCUCCCGAAGGCAGAUGGUACAGGCAGCACCACAAUGUUGGUGGACACUGUCUUUGAAAUGAACUAUGCCACAGGGCAAUGGACCAGACUGAAGAAGUACAAGCCUAUCACAAAUGUGUCCUGAGGAUUCUACAGAACCAAGAACUUGUGGACCAAAUCCAAUGUUGUUACCCUGAUUACCACUGACCUGAGCUUUGAUGAUUGUAUUUUCAGAAGGUUCCAAAACACUUGCAGAAAACACUUACAUUGUGAUGCAGAAUUCACAGCCACCUAAGAGCGAUAUGAGACAAUAGAGAAGUGCUUUACUGCAUUCAGUGUUUUAUAUCCUGUGGUAUAAAUGUCUUUUCUCAAAAAAAAAAGGUCCAAACUUUCAACAACAGCAGCAGCUCCAGCAUGAAACUCCUUGCUUUAUGAAUAGCAUGUGGAACCUUGUGUUACAGCUGAAAGGAGAACCAUGUGGUCCCAACCUUGAGUUGUUUGUCUUGUCAUUUUCGGAAAUUCCAUGGGACAAUCAUUUAGCAGCCUUGAUUUGGUUCACUUUUAGCAGAGGGGUUUGAACUGGAGAGCAUUGGAAAGCCAGGCUUCCUGGUAUCUGGUGCCUUUGCGAACUCUCAUCGUCAGUUUUGUAAAUUAUUUUGUUGUAAAAGCAGCAUGAUUUAACAAUUUUCUAUUUUUUGUACAGUUGUAAAGAUUCUAGGUUUCUUGCUCAUGUGCUGUCAUACAGUGUAAGAUGUAAAAUAAUUUUUUAUGGAAACAUAAGUGCAGUCGAAAAACUCCACAGCCAUAAUAGUUGGUUUUCCUGUGUUUAGGCAGCUGGUUGAACUGUCAGUGCUUAAGGAACGACUGUGCUUUUACUGAGCAUACAGUAGUAAGCACAAUAAAAUUACAUUGUAACUGGUGCCUGGAUAUCAUUAUUGGUUCUUCAUAUUUUGUAGCAUUUGGUAUUAAAUUCAGAAUUGCAUAGCUAACUUGAAGAGUUAGAGUCAUUAAUUGGUAUUACAUAUUGUCAGACAGCCAAAACAAUGCAGUUACUGUCCAGGGUGGUGGGGUAGGAAAGUAGAAAGUGCAAGGUAGGUUCAACUGGCUAUGCAAUGGCAGUAAAGAAGGUCUUUUUAAAGCUGCCUCAAGUUGGUCACCUUUUGUAUUUGAACCUUAAUAGGCAAAAAAAUUUGCAGUUCAAUAUUGUUAAUUCUGUGGAUUUCAGUUUUCCCCAUUUUUGGCUGUUAUUUAACUUAAAACUAUCUGACUGUUUUUUUUCUGAUCCUUUGGCAAAUUGACAUUUUCCACUAUAGCAAGCAUUACCUAAUCAAAUCUGUCUGCACAAAUGUAUGCACCUCAAUGGUCAUUAGUAGUGUGUAGCCAGCACAGUAUUUCACAUCUUUUACUUGCCUAGAUCCACUGCCUCUCACUGUUUAUGCUGAGAUCCAAAUGGAUUUUUAGGAUUCUAUUAUGACUUGUAAUUCCACACAAAUUUGAUGCGGUUUGACAAGAGUUUCCUCAAAUGUUUAGGGGAAAAAAGUAUAUAAAGGAGGGAGGAUAGGAAAGCCAUUUGUGACAAGUUGAUGUCACUCUGGUUCUUAGAAAAUGGCAAAUCAAUCUCCAUAAGUAUGUAUGUGUCAUUAUGAUCUAACUGUAAACAUUUAAAUAGCAGUUGAAAUAAGUGUUAAAUUCAGGAUGUUUUAUUUUUUAAAAAUUCCCUGCUUGAUUUCAAAUAGAUCAGAAGACUUUUGUAUUCUAUAAAUCUAGGUGAGGAAUAUUUUUUAAGACUAGACCAGAGCAUCUGCACGAUAAUUUGUCAUAAUUAUGAGUAUUUGUAACCAUUGGCACUUCCUGGCCAUUAGCCUAUUGUGUUGUAGUUACUCAUUUUAAAUAGAUUCAAAACUGAUCAUUAGUGGGUAGUUUAAUGUUACAUAGACCUUCUGCCAAACAUCUUUUUUAAAAAAGACUGUAGAAAAUUAUGCGUUUUGCAAUGGAGGUGGUCUAGAAAUAAUUUGGUUAAGCUUUUUAAAUGUGGUUCAUGAAUGUGGUUUUAUACGUACGGACAGUUCAAGUGGUAAUUUUUUUUUAGAUAAAAUUUCAAAUUCCUGACUUGUCUGAAUUUGAAGUGAGAUGUCCCUACUGGCCUAGGAAUUGGAAAUAAAAUCGAGAUUUAUAAUUGAAGGAAAAUUGUUUAAGGAUGCUGUCAAGUUCAAUUUUGCAGGAAUUUGAAAUUGACAUUUCAAUAUUCAGUUGCUUUUAAUAGCUGUAUUACCAAAAGGUCAAAGAGGCUGGCAAGUAUAAUACUAAAAGAUUGUCAAUGUUAUCUAGCAGAAUGUACUUAAGAUAAAAUUGGCUUUAAUAAAGAUUGUGAAGGUGGACUAUAGUAAAAAUUAGAUUGUCUACUCCUUAGACUUGGGAGACCAAAUAUGGCAUAUGCCCAAGGAAACUGUAAACAGCAAGAUAUUAAAACCUUAAACUGAGGAUGCUUUAAACCUGAAAACAUUGUUAGAAAUGCUUAGACCAUGCACCUGUCAAGAGAAAGUUAACAUUUUAGGUUGAAGUUUCCAGCUGGGGUUUUGUUUGAAAUAACAUACCCUCUUUCAAAUCUUUUUAAAAACGCAAACAACAGAAAUUCUGCAGAUGCUGGAAAUUCAAGCAACACACAUCAAAGUUGCUGGUGAACGCAGCAGGCCAGGCAGCAUCUCUAGGAAGAGGUACAGUCGACGUUUCAG